Lingula anatina is the source of this 1730-nucleotide messenger RNA. RefSeq lists its product as uncharacterized. Gene Ontology annotation, molecular function: aminopeptidase activity. NCBI's taxonomy places the organism in Eukaryota, Metazoa, Brachiopoda, Lingulata, Lingulida, Lingulidae. The record is from RefSeq and is a predicted model, not a curated record. Gene Ontology annotation, biological process: proteolysis. Gene Ontology annotation, cellular component: cytoplasm.
CUUCCGGUAGUAAUAGCAACGUGAAACUUGAACCUGAUAAGCAGUCAUAUGAUUGUAAGAGGCUGUCCCAUUGUGGUUCGGCUGCUUUCUAGUACAGUUAUCAGAAUCGUUUAUCACAAAAAAGAACUUUUACCAGUAGCAUAUAACUUUGCAGUAUUUUCAAGGUGUAAAUUUUGCGUAAACAUGGGCGAAGUUCGUGAAUUGUAUCCAGAAAUCGAACCUUUCGAUUCUGGUAAAUUGAAAGUGAGCGAUGUCCACGAAAUUUACUACGAGCAGUGCGGAAAGAAAGAGGGGAAACCAGUGAUAUUUGUGCAUGGAGGCCCCGGCGGUGGCUGCUCAGCUAGGGAUAGAAGAUUCUUUGACCCGGCUGUCUACAGGGUGGUCUUGUUUGACCAGAGAGGUGCCGGCAAGUCAACACCACCUGCAGAAUUAAAGGACAACACCACCUGGGCGCUGGUGGACGACAUCGAGGCACUGCGAAAACACCUGAACAUUGACCAGUGGGUGGUAUUUGGGGGCAGCUGGGGGUCCACGCUGUCCCUGACCUACGCUGAGACACAUCCAGAUAGGGUGAAGGCGCUGGUGCUGAGGGGGAUCUUUACUCUGAGGAGGAAAGAGUUGAUAUGGUUUUAUCAAGAAGGGGCCAGUUUCAUUUAUCCUGAUGAGUUUGAAAAAUACUUGGAACCCAUCCCUGAGGUGGAGCGUGCCGACCUGAUGAGUGCCUACUACAGGCGUCUAACUGGACCCAGUGAAGAGGAGAGACUGAGGUGUGCCAAAGCUUGGAGCAGGUGGGAAAUGGCUACAUCCAGGCUGUACCAGGACCCAGCCAUGCUGAAGAGGGAAGAGAAUGCACAGUGGGCACUGCAGUUUGCCAGAAUUGAAAGUCACUUCUUUGUCCAUGGAGGAUUCUUCAACACAGAUGGCCAGGUAUUGAGUGACAUUGACAAGAUCCGUCAUAUCCCGUGCACAAUAGUCCAGGGACGGUAUGACUUGGUCUGCCCUAUGCAAACAGCCUGGGAGCUACACAAGAGAUUUCCAGAAGCUGACUUCAUAGUUGUGGAUGAUGAGGGGCAUUCUGCCAAAGAAACAAAGAUUUCUUCUCAUCUAGUGAAAGCUUGUGAUAAAUACGAGAAUCUGUAGUAAUUAUAGCCCUGUUAUAGUACAUGUAUUAGUACUCCAUGAAGUGCCAGAAACAGUAUUACAAGUACCAGGACCAGAAAUAAUUGUCAUAUAUAACUAUUAUGAAAACUGAUCUACACCAAAGAUGAUCUCUCUCUGUUUUCACCAUGCCCCAGAAGUUGACAAAGACUGCGUGUUAUGUCUCAUACCACACUGUGGCGUAGACUUCUGAUCCUAGGAGGCACAUUGAAGCUGGUCCUUCAUGUACAGACACUCUUAUGGUAGGAAUAACCUGUAUCUUGUUGAUCAGCUAUGGUUGUAUAUCUGAAAAUUAUCUGGGUGUUAUUGAAUAUUGGAAAAGCAAACUAACCUUGACCAAAUAUGAAAUUCAGGCAGACAGGUACAUUUUGUGACAUGUCUCGUGGCAAGGGCAACAUAUUGUUGUUCAAAGAAAGAUGGCUAAUUCUUUUUUCUGAGAACUCAAACUUUAAAUCAUUGUUUUAGAUAAUUAUAUUACAUUUCAUUUUGAGCAAUCAGAUUCUGAGAUUAGGAAUAUUCAUAAAUUUGAAAUUAAUUUUACAAGACAUUUUAUAUUUAUCACUUAGAAAUAA